CCUGGGAGGAGGCGGUGGCUGGAGGAGCGCGAGCAGUGGCAACCCUGUCCGCGGCCGCGACGUUCGCCGGGGCUGCCGGAGGAUCGAGCGGCUGUAGUGAUGGAGCAGCUUUCAGAUGAAGAAAUUGACCAUGGUGCUGAAGAAGACAGUGACAAGGAAGACCAGGACCUGGACAAAAUGUUUGGAGCCUGGCUUGGGGAACUGGACAAACUCACUCAGACUUUGGAUUCUGACAAACCCAUAGAACCAGUGAAAAGAUCUCCUCUUCGCCAGGAAACAAACAUGGCCAAUUUUUCUUAUCGUUUCUCCAUAUACAACUUGAAUGAAGCUCUGAAUCAGGGAGAGACUGUUGAUCUGGAUGCCCUGAUGGCCGAUCUUUGCUCUAUAGAACAGGAGCUCAACAGUAUUGGUUCAGGAAAUAGUAAGCGUCAAGUCACAGAAACAAAAACUACUCAGAAAUUACCUGCUAACCGACAUACAUCAAAACAUGGCACCUUGAAAGGAUUAUCUUCUUCAUCUAAUAGGAUAACUAAACCUUCUCAUGCUAACUACUCUCUAGAUGACAUCACUGCACAAUUAGAACAGGCCUCCUUGAGCAUGGACGAGGCUGCUCAGCAAUCUCUACUAGAAGAUACUAAGCCCUUAGUAACUAAUCAGCACAGAAGAACCGCAUCAGCAGGCACAGUGAGUGAUGCUGAAGUUCGCUCUAUUAGUAACUCCUCCCGUUCUAGCAUCACGUCUGCAGCCUCUAGCAUGGAUUCUUUGGAUAUUGAUAAAGUGACACGCCCUCAAGAACUGGAUUUGACAUCUCAGGGGCAGCCAAUUACUGAGCAUGCUAUUUCUCUGAGAUGUCCCCGCAAGCAGGCCAAGCGUCAUAUUGACUUCACAGAAGAACAGGCUGAGCUGACACCUCACUCCUAUCUGGACAGGGAAACAUCCCUUCUUCUGAGAAACAUUGCAGGAAAACCUUCUCAUUUGCUGACCAAGUAUAUUAUGGCCUAUUGCUGGAAAUUACAAGAGGAACAGGCAGCAAAAUUGAAAGCGGAGAAGAUCAGAAUCGCCCUAGAGAAAAUUAAGGAGGCACAAGUGAAAAAGCUGGUGAUUAGAGUCCACAUGUCUGAUGACAGUUCGAAAACAAUGAUGGUAGAUGAGCGGCAGACAGUGAGACAAGUGCUGGAUAACCUGAUGGACAAAUCCCACUGUGGUUAUAGUUUAGACUGGUCUCUGGUAGAGACCAUUUCUGAGUUACAAAUGGAGAGAAUAUUUGAAGACCAUGAAAACUUGGUUGAAAAUCUUCUUAAUUGGACAAGAGAUAGCCAAAACAAGCUUAUAUUUAUGGAGCGUAUAGAAAAAUAUGCACUUUUCAAAAACCCACAGAAUUAUCUCCUAGGGAAAAAGGAAACAGCUGAAAUGGCAGAUAGAAACAAAGAAGUGUUGUUGGAGGAAUGUUUUUGUGGAAGUUCUGUAACUGUACCGGAAAUUGAAGGAGUGCUUUGGUUGAAAGAUGAUGGCAAGAAGUCCUGGAAAAAACGUUAUUUUCUGUUGAGAGCAUCUGGUAUCUACUAUGUCCCUAAAGGAAAAGCAAAGGUCUCUCGGGAUCUGAUGUGUUUUCUCCAGCUGGAUCAUGUCAAUGUUUAUUAUGGCCAGGAUUAUCGGAACAAAUACAAAGCACCUACAGACUAUUGUCUGGUGCUAAAGCACCCACAAAUCCAGAAGAAAUCUCAGUAUAUCAAAUAUCUUUGUUGUGAUGAUGUGAGGACUCUACACCAGUGGGUCAACGGGAUCCGCAUUGCAAAGUAUGGGAAGCAGCUCUACAUGAACUAUCAAGAAGCUUUGAAGAGGACUGAAUCAGCUUAUGAUUGGACUUCCUUAUCCAGUUCCAGCAUUAAAUCAGGAUCCAGUUCUUCUAGCAUCCCAGAGUCUCAGUCAAAUCACUCUAAUCAGUCUGAUAGUGGAGUUUCUGAUACCCAGCCAGCCGGACACGUUCGUUCCCAGAGCAUAGUGAGCUCCAUCUUCUCUGAAGCCUGGAAACGAGGUACUCAGUUGGAAGAAUCCAGCAAGGCCAGAAUGGAAUCUGUGAAUCGGCCUUACACUUCACUUAUGCCCCCUUUAUCCCCACAAACCAAAAUAGUCACUCCCUACACUGCUUCACAGCCUUCACCUCCUCUGCCUCCUCCCCCUCCUCCCCCUCCUCCUCCACCGCCACCUCCUCCUCCACCCCCUCCUCCACUCCCUAGCCAGUCUGCCCCAUCUGCAGGCUCCUCUGCCACAAUGUUUGUCAAGUACAGCACAAUCACCAGGCUGCAGAAUGCAGCUCAGCAUUCAGGGCCCCUGUUUAAGCCCCCACCGCCCCCUGUGAUGCAGUCUCUGCCCUUAGCCUCACAGUCAGUGAAGCCUCAGAUCCUGGUGCCCCCAAGUGGAGUUGUUCCACCACCCCCGCCCCCUCCUCCACCCCCGACCCCUGGUUCAGCUAUGGCCCAGCUAAAGCCAGCACCAUGUGCCCCAUCCCUUCCACAGUUCAACCCUCCUCCUCCUCCACUGAAGAUUCAUCAAGUUCAACAUGUUACUCAGGUGGCUCCUCUCACACCCCCACCAGCUCCUCCCAUCCCUGCAGUCCUCCCUCCUCAAGCGCCCCCUAAGCCCAUCGUGACCAUUCCAGCACCAGCCAGCGCCAAGACUGUGCCCCCAGUUAUGACACAAGCUGCACCACCUACCCCUGCUCCUCCAAUUCCCCCAGCAAAAAAGCAGGCAGUGUUCCCUAUUUCUCACGUUCCGCCCUCUGUGUCAGCUCCCAUUCCAGCUCCAACUCCAGCUCCAGUUCCCCCACCCACACUGCCCAAGCAGCAGAGCUUCUGUGCAAAGCCCCCUCCCCCACCACUGUCUCCAGUGCCCUCCUUGGUGAAGCAGAUGGUCAGCCAGUUCCCACCCCCUCCAACACCUCCCCCUGUGGAAUCUCAGCCCUUAAAGCCUAUUCCAGCAAACCUCACUCCACAGUCCCCUCCUGCUGUGAAAGCAAAACCCAAGUGGCAGCCCAGCUCCAUCCCUGCUCCUUCUCCUGAUUUUCCUCCUCCCCCUCCUGAAAGCAGCCUGGUGUUUCCUCCACCACCUCCGCCCCCACCACCACCACCACCUCCACCAGCCCCGGCCCCAGCCCCACCACCAGUGCCACCCACAGCUUCUCCUACCCCUGACAAAGGUGGAUCUCCAGGCAAAAAGCCCAGUAAGAUGUCCAGCCCUGGGGGAAAGAAACCACCCCCUACCCCACAGCGCAACUCCAGCAUUAAAUCCAGCACUUGUGCAGAGCACCCUGAGCCUAAGAGACCCUCCAUAGACAGUCUAGUCAGCAAGUUUGCACCACCAACAGAAUCAGGGUCUCCCAUCAAGGAGACCCCACUCCCUCCUGCAGCACCCCCCAAACCUGGAAAACUACAUCUUUCUGGAGUUAGUCUUCCCAAUGUUCUCCAACAAGGGUGUGUGUCGUCAAAACCCUCUCUUCUGAGUGGGCGUGCAAAGGACUCUGUAGUGGAAUUUCCUUCUCCUCCAUCUGAUUCUGAUUUUCCACCCCCUCCACCUGAAAUUGAGCUUCCUCCGCCCCCCAUCGAGAUCCCAGCAGUAUUCUCUGGAAACACCUCUCCAAAAGUGGCAGUUGUUAAUCCUCAACCACAGCCAUGGUCUAAAGCCUCAGUGAAGAAGGCCCCUCCACCUACACGACCCAAACGGAACGACAGUACCCGCCUCACUCAAGCAGAGAUCUCUGAGCAGCCAACAAUGGCCACAGUUGUGCCACAAGUGCCCACCUCUCCCAAAUCCAGCCUUAGCGUCCAGCCUGGAUUCCUGGCCGACCUCAACAGGACACUGCAACGGAAAUCCAUUACUCGGCAUGGCUCGCUGUCAUCCUCUCGCAUGUCCAGAGCAGAACCCACAGCCACCAUGGAUGAUAUGGCAUUGCCCCCACCACCCCCUGAACUGCUCUCUGAUCAACAGAAGGCCAGUUAUGGAGGCAGUCAUAUCUCAGGCUAUGCAACAUUGCGCAGAGGUCCCCCUCCUGCACCCCCCAAAAGAGACCAGAACACUAAGCUCUCGAGAGACUGGUAGCCACCACAGGACUUUACAUAUUUCAUGCUAUCUGUAAUCAGUUCUACAAUCAGCUCACCUGAUCCUCUGUGAAUUCAGGUGCUCAGAGCCUCCUGGUAUGAUGAUGAUGUUAUUCAGGUAGUGUUCAGCUGUAUGUGUGUGUACGUGUGCAUGUACACACAUAGCUAUACAGAAGUGUGUGUGUAUAUAUAUGUAUGUGUAUGUGUAUAGAAAGAGAAAACCAAGAAUGGUUCUAUUUAUUCCUUUCCUCUCCCACUCUGAAAAUGAAGUUCAUGCAUUUUGGAUGGAAGAGGCAUGGAAGGAGAUAGUGUUCUGUCUCUUAUAAUUUCUUUUUGUCUAUCAUGUGGAUUGGACCAAAACUUCUAAUUGCUCAUUUAGAAGGUAUUUUAUAAGUGUCUGUCCAUGUGCAGCCUAUUUGUGCAUGUUGUGUAUUAUAUAAUUAAGGAAUAGAUGUAUAAUGUGCUCUUUCUCAGUUUGAGAAAACAACCAGAAUGUGUGAUAUUAUCUACAGGGCUUUUGUGUUUGUUUUUUCCCCAGUUGAAGUUACAGCUGCUUGACUGACACUUCACUAUUACACAUUAAGGGGCACUUUAAAUCAGGAAAAUCUUUUAGCUUCAUAGAACAGGUAAAUAGUUCAUCAGGGGGAAAUUUUCACAGAUAUUGUCUAUGUGGUUGUGCAUAGAAAGUAAAUCCAUGGUGUAACCAAAUCAUUCUAGUUGUAGUACUCCUGCAGUAAUUCCACUCAACAUCUAGGACGUGUUCUCUCACAGGUAAGCUCUUUGCCUACAAUACAUGGAUACUUUUUAAUGCUACAGUGCUGGGUAGUUUUGAGUAUUUUUCUGAAGCUUUGUCAACUUGACUUCAUGAUCCUUGCUUUGAUUUAUUGUGAAAAUGUCUAGCACAAUCUCUCUGUAAUGCACUUUCCCAGUAUGUCUUUGGAUCACCAGUUAACCUUUUUAAGUGUGUGCUUUAUAGGUAGAUGUCAGUAUCUGUAGCCAAGUGGUAUAUGAAAUAUAUACAUCCUGUGCUCGAUAUGGUGCAUCAUUACAAAAAAACAAAAUCACUUCUGAAACACCCAUCUUUUUAAUGUAUUGCUUUCUAGGUGAGGUGAGAAAAGAGAACAAAACUGGGCCCUCUACAAGUGUUAUAUAUGGGUUAUAAUAUAUAAUACAAAAGAGAAUCCUUUAGAUAGGGAACUGUUGUGGAGGGAAAGAAAAUAAAUGAGGUUUUUGAUAAGUGACAUCUAUAGCUGGUCCUGGUUGUAGAGACUGUUCAGGUUACCAGGUGUUCUGAUGAAGUAGUACAGUGACAUUACAUAUCAUGUAUGUGCAGUUCGGUAUAACAUGGAAUCAUUGCUCUGGGGAUGAUACACUAUACUUCUAUAUGCUUCACACUAUCCUUCUGUAUACUCUCUGUACAUUUUUCCUUGGUACAUGAGAGAAAUAUGUACUGUCCCGUUAGUUUUUGAUGAUAAAUUGACUGUUAGGAAUAAAAUGCAAUCUUAGAGCUGCUUUUAAACAGAAUAAAAACUGGCCAGCCCAGCAAUUAUAAAUGAAUACAUCUUGUAAUGAAAGUCUAUGCCUGUUGGAAGGAUUACCAGUGAAAACUACAGAAAUCUUUUGGCAGUGCCCCACAAGGAGAAAGUGAUGUUGGGGAAUUGAGGCAAAGUGAAACUAAAGUUACACUGUAUGUGAAGGUAUCACUGUAACCCUCCAAGAAAGAACUGCAUCAUAAUAGAGUAGCUGGCACCUCUCCAUUGCCACAUCUCCAGGAUAUUGUUCAAUAUAUUCACAUGGUUAUGGAGCAGUAAGAAUACAAACCAUUGUGCAUUUCUUAAAAGUCUUUCUUCUUAAAAUAUAUUUUUUGAUCUUUCAAAUUAUUCAGAAGUUUUGUGUGCUUGACAUACUUAUGAAGUGACCUUCAUCUGCACUGUUAAUGUAAGCACGCACAAUUUGGGUUACUUUUGAGUACUGAUUGCCAAGCUCCACUGAGACUCCAGCGAAGUAAUUUCCCAGUCUUCUACUGCUGCUUUAUAUUCUAAGGAUCACCCACAUUUGUAGGGUAAUGGAGCUAUUAAGACUAUGAAUCCAGUUGUCUAAGUUUUCAUCCUGAGGGUUUUGUUUCUAAGGAAGGUAGAUGGACAACUUCAAUUUUGAGGGGAAAAUAAUGUACCUCCAAUCUUCUUUCACCCAUGAUUUGAGCUCUAAAACAGUCUUUGUUUAUUCAUUGUGUAAUUUCUUAUUUCCAUCCUAUAACAGCCAUCCUAAACCACUGCUGUUGGUCUGUUUUCUUUGAAGAGCAGACAUCAUUGAGCACUGGUGAUGGCAAGAAGAGAUCAGGGCCAGAGCAGCGACCAUGCCAUCUCUAUCCCUAGCCCGCUGGCUGGCUGGCCGGCCAGCCGACUAACUACAGGCUUUUCCUGUACAUUACUACCAAGAUGGAAGUAGCAAAGAAAAAAAUUUUACAUGUCAUACAACUGAAUCAAAAGACCUCUAACACUUUAUUUUUCUAGUAUUUUACUCCCUAGUUUUCUUUAACAUGGUUUUUGUUGGGAUGAUGUUAGGGACCAAGGGAGGUUCAGGUUUUAUUCCCCUGAGACUACUCUAGUUUUGUAGCUCUUUUCUCUGGUGUGUUCAUGUAAAACACCUACUGCCAGAUGAUGCUAGGACUGUGCCUUCUUCCACUGCCUUCUGCUCUGCAGCUCCAUCCCUACAUGGCUUUCUUCAGGCCAAUGAAGGCCAUGGCUGGCUGACUUGCCUGUAUUAAGAGCCAAUGCAGGCAAGCUCUACCUGCUCCUGGGGGAGGUGCAAACAGGUGCCUAUUAGAGCCAGUGAUUUCCUUAAUUGAGACAUCCUUAACUUUUGCUAUAGACAGUUUCGGAAUUGGAUCACUCUGUUUAAAAGUUUUGGCACCAACUCUGAAGGACAAUAGAACCUUGCUCAUUUAAUUAAACAACUUACUUCAGGUUCAUAGGUUGGAAUAUAAACAUUAGACUAUUCUGUAUUGAAUUUUAUCAGCUUGGCUUUUACUACUCAAAAACCUAGAUUUAUAUACCCCCCCCUUAACUGCUGUAAUUCUCAUAUCUAAUAGAUAAGUUUAUUGUUUCUAGAUACCCACUUAACUGCAAACCAGACUUUUAAAAUUCGAGACAUUUUAAAAUUAGAUUUCUAAAUCUUAAGCUAUAGAAAUGAAUAUUUUCAUCAGAAAAUUUCAAGCAAAUAUUGUAAACAUGAUGGUGUUUUACAGUCCUCUAAAAUCAAGGUGCUCCUGCCCAUGAACAGCCUAUCUUGCAAAGGGCUGUGCAGUAUCUUGGGUCCCUUGUCUGUACAUGUUUACCAUGUACAUGUUUACCAUGAAGUUCAUCAAGAAAGUCAAAAUUGAGAGGUUUAAUUCCAGUAAGGUGACAGUUCUGAGACCAAGAUUAAUAGAAACUGUAUAACCAAUUGAAGUUUCAAAAGCUGCUAUUCUAGAAGACUGCUGCUAAUAGCUAUGUCAAGGAUAUAAGGUUAUAAAUUAGCUUGUAAAAUGUUUGAGGUUAUGGUGUGGAUUGGUUUGAUUUUGGUUAUCCAUCCAACAGAACCCUUUGUUACCUCUGUUCUUCAACCCAAAACAAGUUUUAUGUUACAAAACACAAGGUAAUUUUUAAACAAGAAACCUAUUCCUGUUUUUGUACAUUACCAAAUGUUUUCAUGUGCUCUCAGAACUAACAUUUUAACUCAUGUAACCUGCAGAUUUUAUUUAAAUUUAGACCAACUGAAUCUGUAUACCCGUGAUUACAGGUGUGUUGACUCGCUCUCAGUAAAAAUGGCUGUAUAUCUCAUGAGAAAAAUUCUUUUUAAAAAAGUCCCUGUAGAUUGCAAAUACAGCUUUACACCAUUUUAUAAAGCAUGUAUCCCUAACCUGAUUGAUAGGAAUAUGUGACCUCACAAAGUUGACAUUUGAUCCAAAGAGAAAUAAAAGCAAGUAGAACAGAAUUAAAUAUUCAACUAAUUAAAUAUUCAACUAUCUUGUUGCUUUUAAGCCCCAAAAGAACAUUUCUACACCUUUACCAUUCAAAAGCUAAAAAAUAAAAAAGUGCUCAGUUGUUAUGGUUCUUAAAAGAUCUAUAUGUAAAAGAAAUCUGAAAUACAGCAGAAGAAUAAACUUGUUCAAUUAAAAAUAAGCAAAAUACCUGAUAAAUACUUGAACAGGAAAAAUGAUGGGUUUGCUCUUUCCUUGUUUGAAUAAAUCAUUCAGAAAACUAUUUACUGUAAUUGAUCCCCAGUGCCUUGAACUCUUUGGGAGGAAUAGCAUUUAAAACAAAAACCCAGGAAGCAAGCUUUGAGGUGCUAAUGAAAGCCAAGGAAGGUAACCCUAGUUUUGGCAAAAAUGGAAAAAAGUGACAGUUUCACAAGAGAUGGCUUUAUCUAUCUAGGACUGGCUGCUUUCUACCAAAGAAGUUUGAAGAAAUGAAUUGAGUUAGGAUGAUGAUGAACACUACAUAAGUAAAAGAUGGCCAAGUUCAGAAGCAUAUUGGUCACCAGGUGGCUAUUAACACCAAGCGCACAUGAUUGUUAGGGCCUCAGCCUCCUCUUAGGCAGUAAAACAUGUCUGCAGUACUUGGGGGAGGGCUCUAUGUUUUGGAAACUAUCCAUUGCUUGUUAAAUUUAUUAUAACCUAAUGCCAAAAACUGCUGUUUUUUUCAUGAUUCCCCAUCUCCUUUUUUUUUAUUUGUAAAUAAUCCCUCCUAGAAAAUAAGCAUCAACUGGAAUGUUUCAAAUGAUUCUGCUUAAUUUUGUUAUCAGCCACCAGUGAAUAAUUCUUAGAGAUGUAUGUUUAAGGUAAAAUAUCAUUAGCUUGUGCUAAGUGUUGUAAAAACAUUGUUUACUGUUCUGAAGGCAAAUUGCACAUAUAUUUAACUGGGAUUGCUCCCUCCCCUCCUGUUUCUUUAAAGAAGAGUUAAGACUUACGCUGACUUUAGGCAGUGUGAGCUUUGCCAUAGGUACAUUGUAGAAAUAUACUUUUUUAGAGCAUGAAAAAAAAUGACAAAAGGAACUACAUUAUAAAGUACUGGUUAGAGGACAUUAUUCAGAGGAUUAUGCACAACUCGGUAAAGAUGAAGUUAACAAAGAUGUUUCUUUUAGCUUUGUUGAGAUUUUCUUCUGCAUAAAUGUAUGCUCUCAUUUCAUUAUGUGCCUUGCUCCCUGAUUGUGCAAAACUAUAUAUAUAUAUAUAUAUAAAAUAUAUAAGAGGUAUAUUCAGUACUACUGAGGAUGUUUUUGUUCUACUGGAUUAAGUUAUUUUCCAAAUUACUCUUACCAGUUAUUGUCAGUAAACUAUUGUAAUGGUUUAGGACAGUAGUCAUACAGUCAGUGUAAAUUUGUUUUUCCAGUUACAUGUUUGCAUCACGUCAGCUUACCCAGUCCUUAAUUAAAAAAAAAAAAGUAUGUAAGUAUAUAUAUAUAAAAAAAAAAACAUGUAAACACGGGGACUUUGAGUGUUUGUGGAUCGCCACCAUUAAGAAUCUGGUUUGGGUUUUAAUGUCAAGGAACCCCCAAAACAAGCUGUAUAGUAAGAACAAAUUAAGUGUGAAGGUGAAUUAAGUUUGAUAUGUUCAAUUUAAUAAUUUAUAUCAAUAGACUGAGGGAGCUUUGGCUAUGAAUGCGCUAGUAGUAAUUAACCAAUAACUUAAACUUUUUUUCUUUAAAUAAAGUACAACUAGGUGUAACUAA
Molecule: messenger RNA, 9806 nt
Organism: Ictidomys tridecemlineatus (thirteen-lined ground squirrel)
Lineage: Eukaryota; Metazoa; Chordata; Mammalia; Rodentia; Sciuridae
Gene: Raph1
Product: Ras association (RalGDS/AF-6) and pleckstrin homology domains 1
Biological process (GO): signal transduction
Cellular component (GO): cytosol; plasma membrane
Source: RefSeq, a predicted model, not a curated record